Molecule: messenger RNA, 1341 nt
Organism: Aureobasidium musti
Lineage: Eukaryota; Fungi; Ascomycota; Dothideomycetes; Dothideales; Saccotheciaceae
Source: the annotation of a GenBank genome assembly
AUGAACAAAUACUCCUCCGAGCAUAUCGACAUUAUCGUGGACACCGCUCCACAAGGAAUCCUUGGCACAUUUAUUCCAGGUCAGACAAUAUCCGGCAAGGUCAUCUACAAGCCAACAACUCAAGUCGAUAUCAAUCACGUCGUUAUAAUCUGCAAAGGGAUUUGCUUCACAGAGAUUACGGAACGUAGUGGCAACAAUACCAUAAGUCAUUAUCCCGAGAAGAUCAUCUUGUUCAGGAAUCUGGAUACGAUAUUCAGAGGACCUCAUACCAUUCCUGCAGGAACAUAUGAAUGGCCCUUCCAAUUUGAGCUGCCUAUCAGAUGCAAUUACAGCCGGAAGAGUCAUCGAAGAGAUAACCAGUACCGAUUAGGCGACCAGGAACUACCUCCAACUUUCAAAUUAGCCAGCGAAAACUUCUCACAACCUCCAGAAGCACAAGUCAGCUACAAGCUUAAAGUCAAGAUCAACCCAGGAAGCAUCAUACACACGAUUAAGCGCGCGAAGGAACUCCCGGUAUGGUCUCUGUCUUCGACUCCGUUGAAACCGCCAGUGCCACUAGACAGCUACAGUGAGGGCAAUGGUCGCUUUAAGAGCAACUCGCUGCGACCGACUCAGCACACAUUCAAGGAGAAGAUGAAGCAUGCUUUCACCAGCGAUGCCUCAUUAAAAACUCCAGAGAUCAACAUUGCCGUGCAGUUCAAGAUGCCUCGAUGCGUUAGCGCGACGCAGUACAUGCCGGUGGAGCUCGCUUGCAAAUAUACCAAGACGGGGCAGAACGAUCCAGAAUCUCCAGAAUUGAUCCUCGACGGCUGCACUUUCUCUCUCAAGUCGUACGUGAACGUCAGAUCGAGUGGCACUCUCAGCGAGCAUCAUGACAAUGGAAGAGAGACAGUUCUCAGCCAUACGAUACGUGGCAACCAAAAGUUGCUCUCACAUGAUGGUUCUUUCAUCCCUGUAUGGGAACCUAUCCGUCUGGCAGACAUGACAUCGCACGUCCAUCGCCUUGUUCCGACUUUUAGCACAUGGACAAUCACAAUGUGGUAUAAGAUGAUCGUCAAGAUUAGGGUUCGUCAUGUCCAGACAGGGCAUAUCUGGAAGUUUGAGAGCAAGUUUCCCUUUGAAAUAUUGCCUGGAGAAGUUGAAGUACCUGCGUACAGCAAGCAGCAGACAUCUUUAGUCGAAGCCGGACCAUCAGAACUCUACCCACCACAACUCCAGAGCGACAAUCAAGCAUCAUCGAGCUCUGCAGGCCCACCAGAAUUCCGCGAUGAUCUGGCACCUCCGUCAUACAAUUCUGGAGAUGUUUGGAGGACCGAACCCAAUCUCAAGAGAGCAUGUUGA